AUUUCCAGAUCCGGAAGGGUUUGGUAUAGGUUUCAGGGUUUAAGCUAUCCACUACCAUUCUUAAUAUGGUGGUGCUUGUUUUAAGGUUAGAUGAUUGGCACAAAUGAUCGUCCAAAGUGACAUCCUAUUGUUUUCGUUUCAACUUCAAGUAGAAAACGAAAAACACAUGACUGUGCACUAAAUUUUUAAAGACCUGCGUCCAUCCCUACUUCUUAAGCUCUUCAGCCUCCUGCCGCCAGUAUGGGGCAAAACGGCUCGAAGUGUCCCGUGCCCGGACCGCGCAGGGGUAGCGAUAACCAGUUUGCGCGCGGCAGCUGCACGGUGAAUGGCACACCGAAUGACCACGACGUGAAAGUGCAAGAGGCUCUCUCGUCCUCUGGCACGGAAGAGCUCUGGGCCAGCCUGGUCACGAAGAAGUCCCGCGAGUUUGUUGACAGCUGCCAGGACCGGUUGCGCAGCGAGGAGGUGGAGGAGCGCGAGGAACUACUCCAGGAGCUGCAGCACAUGUUCUUCGAGGAAGAGGACUGCCAAAUCCGCCCCGAGCUCGCCGCCCUCGCGGCGCACCCGGAAUACCGCAAAGCCUGUCCGGAACUCCUGUUGUUCGCAGAUCCGGAAGUGUACUGGGAGUACCGCAUUAACAAAGCCUGCAACGGAAACCCGGCCACUACCGUCAGCAAGGCCGUGCGGAAAAAGCUGAACGCGGACUUUGCGACCUUCGCGAGGCGAAACUGGCGUGGGGCCGCGGGCGUUCUGAUCGAGCAGAUGGCGAGUAAUGGAGCAACUACAACUUCGGACAAAGAUGACAGCGAAGAAGUUGUCGACCACAGCAACACAGCGAUGUUGCUAGACCGGCCAGAGAUAUGUCGAUAUGGGGACGUCAUGACAAAGGACUGCGUCGAGAUCUUCUUCGAACUGGAACUCAACAAAAACAAAGCCGAAUACGAGGAUACCGUACCUUUUGUCUCUGAUUCAUCUCACACAUGAUCUAUCAGCUUUCAUGUCUUUACCCGCUGAGAAAAAGAAAGUCGUGUUGGGACGUAUGUUGAAAAUGAAAAUGUAAAUGAAAAAUCUGCUGCAAGGCAAAAAAAUGAAAAUCCAAAACACAGAUAAACCGCUCCCUCCUGCCAAAGCUACAGCGUUUGAAUCAAGAUCUCAGUGUGAAGUGGGUGCACAACAAUCCGCAAUUUCCACUUCCCUCUCCAAUCUACUAUGGACAUCCGGAAGUGUGUGUCAAGAAGGUUGAAGAAGUCGAAGCGUACUUCCAGAGCAGCGAGGUUUGCCUGUCGGAAUACAACCGAGUAAAUUGUUGAUAUUGUUGCCAGUAGGGCUAUGGUGCCGUGGUUUUUUUGAGAAUGAUUUGCGUUUUCUUGGAAAGCAAAAGCAUUUCUGAUUUUGUCGGUGCUGAGAAACGAAAAAAGGAUUGUUAUUAAACCGCAAAAACAGGUUUCCCUGCGUCUCGAAGCAGACGACAUUCGAAGUGUGCUCCAGCGCUGGCUUCGCGACCUUUCUGCGGAUGACGGGUUUAAACAGUAUGUGAUCCCCAUCAUUUUCAAUUUGCUCAAACGCGGUGAGAGCUGGAGCAAGUUGCAGAGCAUCGCCAGUGAAGCCAUUUCGGAAUGGUGCAAGAUGUUAAGUCAACAAGGCGGAGGUGGAAGCGGUCAGAACGAUGGGGACGGUGACGUCGUCAUGGGGUCCGCAGAGAACAACGAGAAGCUACUUCCUUCGGCCGCUGGUAACGACAACAUCAAGCGUCAAAUUGCGAAGGCUGAAGCCAUCGCGAGCCUCUUCACACCGAAAGCGUUGUUUCACUUCGUCUUCCUGCGAGCGGAGACGCCGUUGAAACUCCGGCUGCUCAUGGACUUCAACACGCUGCACGCACUGCCACUCAUCCACCCGGGACAGACUUUUAACGGCGACCUGUUCUUCCUCCUGCAGCAGCCGUACGAGAGCGCGCUGUGCAGCUUUGGGUUGGGCGCGCGAGCCUCCGAGGGGAUCGGGAAGAGCACGCUGAUCAACCGCGUGCUGAUGUGCACCUUUGCAGAGAAGGACAGCGGCUUCUUCAGCUUCGGCUCGCUGGACGUUGAUCUGGGUUUUUCCUUCAAGGCCGGCUGCCGGCGCAGGAAAAUUUGCGUUGCGGAUCAGCACGGGCAGCUGGACUGUGCGCGCUUCGGGGCGGUGCUGCAGCUUUUCUCGCACUGGUGUAUCCACGUGCACUGGGAGGACGUGGAGAAGGGGCGGACGACCAUUCUCGAGGACUUUCAGAAAGCCAUCAACGGGGCCCGCGAAGCGGCGCCGCGGGGAAUCAUCGUGCUGGUGCGCGAUGUGCCGGCCACGGUGUCGUCCACGCCGCUCCGCAAAGUAGAAGUUUCCGGAACAACGACAAGUGCUGGCGGAUGCGACGCGCGGCUGCAGCAGCUACACGAGCGGUUUGUUGGCUUGCUGUCCGGAGCUGACGGUGCUUCAGGAGGUUUCUCCCAGGUACGGCUGCAUCUCAUCGCGCUCCACGACCUUUCCUCGUUAACGGACCACUCGAACCUGGAUCGUGCUGUCAAGUACGAGCUUGAGCCAGUCUUCAAUCAAGAACUGUGUGCUUCUGGAGGAGGGGGUUCGGCGACGACGGGCUCGAGGACUAAUGGCGACGAUGUCGAAAUGGCCGACGCCGACAAUGCGCUUGGAGGUUCUUCUGGAAAUGCUUCGGAUGUGAAACGCAGCAACGGCAGCAGCUGUUUCGAAAAAGGCCAAUUUCUAAAAGUUCUGCAGCAAAUCCACCGAGCGGAGAAAGACAGGAAGCUAGCAAGUGACGAGGGUCUCCCCUCGGGCGAUGCUGGAGAAAAUCCAAAUCAGGAGCACGACAUGAUCAUAUACAAGAAGGUGGACGACUUUGCGAGCCAGUUUUUUUCGGAUCUACAGCCGUUCAAAAAUGACUUCUACGACCCGUGCUGCCUUGCAUCGCGACGGCUGCUAACCGAGUUGCGAGAACAGGAGUGCAUUCUGCGCAACCCCGAGCUCGCACAUGAGGUCAUCCAGGACGCAAAAACGAAGAAGGACAAGCUGCUUUCCGAUUUGCGACAAAUCCAGCCCACUUCCCUCUACAAACUGUUCGUGAAGAUUCUGCAAAACGGCGACAACGUGCUGAUUCUCGGCUACAUUGGCCACCUGUUGAAGGCCUUCAACGAGUGCAACACCCGCGACGACGAGAAGCACAAGUCCCUGCUCAUGGACCGCAUGCACUCGCGAAGAGACAUGGCAGGCGGCGUCGAGUCGGUCGAAUUGCGGGAGAAGGUUCGCGAAGUUUCCGAUCUUUUGCAGCGAAAGCGCUUUUCGCUGGAGCUCCUGUGGCGCGAGCUCUACAACAUGAAGGAAUUCGACUGCAUGCCGUUCGACGGCGCAUCGGCGCCGUCCACUAGCCUGACCGGACCAGCAUUGGUCGGUGGUGCUGCUGGAGCGCAGGGGAACUUCGAAAUCGAUCCGGUCGAGAAGGUUUUGGGCAUGAUCAAGAUGGGCGAGCCGUUCGAGAUCAUCGACGGUGACACACUGUCCAUCCCGAAGAAGACGCUUGCAGAAGCUUUCGGCACCUUCGGCAAGAAGCGCGUGUUGGUAGUCAGUAUCCUGGGACCACAGUCAUCCGGAAAAUCGACCUUGUUGAACUUCUUGUUUGGUUGCAAGUUCUUCACAAGCGGCGGGCGGUGCACCAAAGGCGUUUAUGGUUCCUGUAUCGAGCUGGAUCACCCGAACUACGACAUGCUGAUGGUCAUAGACACAGAAGGCCUAAAAAGCCCGGAGAAGGGCGACCCGGAGUUUGACAGGAAAAUCACGCUCUUCUGUCUCGCGGUUUCCAACCUCGUCAUCAUCAAUGUUAACACGGAACUAGACCGCAGCAUGCAGGAGUUGUUGGAGAUCUGCAUUUACUCGCUGGACGGUUUGAACAAGGCGAAAAUGGCGAUGCCGCAGGUCUUCAUGGUCUUCAACAAAAACGCGUCGGACAGCAAGGCACCGUACCUGGAACAGAUCAACAAGAUCAGUGAAAGCGUCCGGGAAUCGAAACCAGACGCCAAGGAAGCCGCGGACGCCAUGAUGUUUCCGGAGAGCCGCUUAGUACUACUACCCUUCGCCUUCGAGUGCAAAACCGAUGAGAAAGACAGCAAGCGCGGUCGCGAUGAAGAGUGGGAGCGCUCGCAACCAAGUCUCCGCUACGCCAAGCAGGUUGCUGCGUUUUCGAAACAGCUGCUCGAGGCUGUGGCGACGGGUGACUAUACUGGCAAUUCUGCCAGCUCCUUCGGAGGCUUGGAGCAGGGUCGUUCGAGUUCCGUAGGGGCCGCCCAGUUUGCCACCCAGGAACUUCGCAAUUGGAUCAGCAUGAGUGCGGACACCUGGAAAACAAUCCAGAAUUAUCCGGACCUGUAUCGGUUCGCAAACAUGAAGUUGCUGCAGCAGAACCACUUGCUUCUUGAAAUCAGCCAGAAACUCGAGGACACGCACCUGACCUGCAACGACGCCAUCGCCCGGGACCAAAAAGCGCUGGAGGACGCGGUGUCGUGCGUGGAGGCCGACAAAAUUCUCAGCAAGAAGUACCAGCAGCUGCAGGAAACGGAGGUCCGUAGCAGAAUCCAGGAGCACUUCGAUGCCAUUGGCAAGCGAAUUGAGAAGGAGCUCAAAGACAAAGCGAAGGAGAAGCUGGUAACGUACGAUCACGAUCUAAUGGAGCAGUACCAGAAGAAGGCCCGCGACCGCGUCCGGUGCCACUGCGAAGGCCAGCAGCACAACGCGCUGCUGCAGCUGCAGCAGAUUGCAGCCGAAAAAAGUCGCGAAAAAGGAGUUGCUCAGCUCGACCAAAUGAUUGAAAAGUUUACUUCGAUGCCGCAGUUUCGCAGGAACGGCGACGAAUCGCUGACGACGUCGCCGGACCUGGAGCAAGAUGGAGCGUCGCGCGGCGAAGCUCCAUCUUCUACACCGCUUUCCGAAGAGGAGAAAGUGCGGCUGAUUACCAGUGAGUUCGACGUUGUCUGGAAUGACAUUCUUGCCGGGAUGCACAAGAAGCUCCAUCUAGCCCAAGAUCAGGACCGACUGUGGACGCUGCUCCGCGGAAGCUACGGGCAGCACCAAGAGUUUCCGUUGGACAUUUUCUGUGACUCGGACUUCGAAAAAACCGUAAAGGAACAUCGCGGCUCGGACGAGAUUCUUCAGAAGAUGAUUAUGGACCGCAUGUUCGCGAGUGGGAACACCCCGUGCAUGGACAUCGGGCAAAGCGAUUUCAUUAAUCCAGCACUUGAGGAUCUUCCGGAUUUGAUGAGGCAUGCCGGCGCUGAUGAAACUCCUUCUGCGGGGCCCGGGAAUUUUCUUUCCCCAGCGGACUUUUACGACCCCUACUACUCCAUUCAGCGGUUCAACUGGAGUGACUUCGUGUUGGCGGUAAAAUGGAAAACAUUUUUCAACGAUCUCCUGGCCUGCGUAGCAAAGUCUCGCGUCGGAACUGACCAGACGCGCAUCCGACAAGUGGAGGACGCAUGCGCGUCGUUCAACGCCUAUGGAUUUCAAGUUGCGAACGCGUUCAUCGAGGCUGUCAUUGCGCUCAUUGAGGAUGACGGAAAAACGGGUGCGGACUCGUCGUAUACGGGUAGCAAAAAUGUUUUUUCAGGAAUUUUUUCGGUGUUUUCUUCAUCCCGAGAUGCAAGGGCGCCGAGCGAAGCGAAGGAAAAGAAACCCGACGAGCUAUUCCGGAUAUUGUGCAGUCAGUACGCCGAGAUGAUGGAUCAUGUCUUCCAGACUGCACCCGUCACGAAAAGGAAUCGGGCGGUAGGAGAUGAAGGGCAGGGUGCUGAUUCGAAGCGCAGGAAGCGGUCGGAUUUUGAAGAUUUUGCAGCAAGUUCGCCGCCCAGGUCUGCGGCUUCCAGUGCAGCAGCUGACAGUCUCCGCGAGAGACCGACGCCAAUGCGUCUGCGCGAGUCAUCGAACAACAGAAACCUCGCUCGCCUUUUGCUGCCGAUUCCCAACUUCGCACAGACGCGCAGUCACGCAAACAGCAACUACGUCGAUUUACGAGCCAUUGCAGUAGUUGAUGAGUAUCUCCUCAAGUCGCCACUCUACCAGCCGCCGCAACACCUUACCCACGUUUCCGGAUCAGGCGCAAAGAUUGUUUUCAAAGUCCGCCGCGACCCGACGGCACCAGAUGAAGAAAUGCUCGAUGGUCCGCAAGAAAAAAGCGUGCCGGAUUUCAACGCCCCCUUUGCGGAUGCUUUGAAGUUCGUGGCAGGCGAGGAAGUAGGUACCGACAGUCACGACAUCCGUUCGCAGUUUAACCUGCUGGUCCGCAACGAGGGCCGCUGGCGUGGCACGGUCUUCAAGCGCUUCCGCGAAAUCAUUUUGAGGGAGGUCGACUUGUCGCGUCUUGACACGGAAACAGAACAAGGAGCUGGAUGUGCAUCCUCUGUAGUUGCAAACUACUCGGUACACCUGACGCGACUCGUGCGCCAGCGUUGUUCGGAGGCGAUAGACAAAUCGGUGAGCGAGGAUUUGCGCCGCUUUGGGUGGAAACUGGAUAUGGACGGAAUGGCGCAUCUUCACUUCUACGCCCUCGUCACGAUGUGGUCCCUGAUAUCCGAUGGCUCCCGCGCGCGCUCGGUGCGGCACAUUGAGGUUUUCGAAAAAGAUCGCGAGCCCUGGCUACAGUUCGUGAUCAAAUCGAUACUCUCCGACCCGCGCGGCCAGAGUGAAAUCAUGGCAGAGCGCGUGAUGGACUCUGCUAUGGAGUCGUUGGGCAAAGACCUGCAAAAGAAGACGGCAAAGGACGCCACCGAGCAGAUGCAGCACCACGCCGGCGCAUUUUCCGCUGUUGCACUGCAAGAGUCCUUAGAUAGCCGGCUACCAUUCUGCCCGACUGCAGAUUCCAAUGAGGUUGUGCGCUACCUCACCGAUCAAGCCGCGUUCAUUCAGGAGGAGUUCGAAAAAAAGUGGAAAGAGACGUACCAGUCCAUCAAGGCGCGGUUUGUGGCCCAGCACAAGAUGGACAGGAAAGAUGCGCUGAGCAAGUUACUGCACCACUUGGCCAAGCUGAAACAGUUUCUCGGCACGAUUCGUGACGACGGAGGAACUCAUCUCUUCGCUGCUUCGUCCCAAAGGGGGAGAAACUGCUUUGACGUGAAUGCGUCGGACCAGCACAGUGCUGUGUUUGCGUUUUUCAUUGAUUCCUGCGUUGGUAACAAUCGACAGUCCGACCUGUUCCGCGACAGCACAACAUGGGUUUGGGAUGGGGCGGCAGGAUGGGAAAUCGACGGCGUCGACACAUUGGACACCUGGGGGUCCGUUCCCUUCGUGAAGAUGCCGACAACGCAGGGGCUGAAGAUUGUGUCCUUUGAUGUUUUCUGUGAGGUUUUGGAGGCCCGGUGUUUGAAAGAGUUAAAAGCGUGCGAAGACGUUCAACUCGACAUUCAGGAAAUGGGUUUAGACACCACGUACUUCAACUUCAAGGAGACCGCGAUUGGCUGCACACACUGCUGUCCGGCGUGUGGCAGAAAGUGCGACCAGCCGGGGGCAGGGGAACCGACACACCGUCACUCCUGCAAGCUUGGCCACCAGAUGAGGGUUAUGGCGGGCGUCUCGAAUAAUGGGUUUCCAUCCUUCUUAACCUGCGACGAAAUCAAGGAUGACGCGGCGAUUAAAGACCUGCGGACCCGCAAGUGGACAACUUGGAAGGAGAUUAAGAAAGACAACCCCCUUUGGGACUUUGACUUCUUCGAAGACGCCCAGGACAAGCUCUCCAACGUUGUGAAGUUUCGGUAUGGAGAUUUUUAUUUUGCGUGUCGUCAGCAGGGCUUCGGAGUUCACUUUGGUGCACUUGGAUGGAGGGGGAAGUUUUGAUAGCUUUGUGGCCAUGGAACUCCUCUCAGUCACUUCUUCACCACCUUCGCGUUGAAUUGGCUCGAGUUAUCGUUAUGUGUUUCCGCAGCUAGUAGAAAAAUAAUUGAUAUAGAUAUUCGAUAGAUAAUUGUACUUAGACAGAACAAGCACAAAAGAAAGGUAUUGGAAAAAUAUAAUUUUCAGAUCGUGUUGGGAGUACCACGGCAAGCGAGUGUGUGAUUAUUGGACAAAGCAGGGAAAACCGAUAAAGUUCUCGGUAAUGAAGCCUCGCGAUAUGCUGCUAAUCGUGCUAACCGAUGUCAAUUUUGUCGAGCGUUGCGUUAGCGUCUGGAAGGACUUGAAGCGUUGGAGCGCGGAUGCGGGUGAGCAGUAUGUAACGAUCGUGCACAGUGAUGCAAACCGACUCACGCAGAUGGUGUCGCCGAUUCGGAUUAAAGAUUUUCUCGAAGAUUUACAGGAAGAAUCUGAUGCGGUAGCCGCCAUGCAGGGAAGCCGGGCGGACGAGCAAGUGGCCUGCAACAUCGUGACGCUACUGCGGAACAACGUCGCAACGUAUUUGCGCCAGAAGAUCAACAUCGACCUCCCCAACAGAGCAAUGCCCGAACAAGAUAUGCAAUCGCUCGUGGAUUUGCACAUAAACUUUCCCGACAUCGCUAACAUCAUUUCGGGAGCAACUUUAACGGAUCCUCCAAAUUGUCCCUACCACAAGUACUGGUGUUCGAGAAACGGUGUGGAUCCGAAGAAGCCAAUCAGCUGCGACGACCCAAGAAAGAUGGCAAAACAAGCUGAAGAAUACGGCAAGAAGGCGAAGAUUGACAUCGCAGAACGAGUGCCACAUAUUCUAGAGCAAGUUGAACAAGAAGACUCUCUUCUCUGGGCAUGGCAGGUGCUGGGAAUCGAAGAAGGAACUCCGAAAAGCGACGUGUUUGAUGUUGCGGGCGAUUUGCUGACCAUGUUGGAAGAACUCCAGACGGACAUUCGAAGCGCAAACCUUCCACAUCUGCCCGGCGGAAACAAUCAGGCGAACAACUCUUCUUUCAGUGCGGAAGACGUUCAGCAGGCGAAGGAAAAAGUAGGACGAGCUAGAGAUCGGCUGACUCGCUUCUUGUGAGUAAAGAACUACGUCACUUGAGAUGCCUGUCAAGAGUACGAGGAAAGCAGAAGCAUCGCCUCAGAGUUGUUUUGAGCCUCAAACAAGCAGGCUAAUUUAUAAAGAUCAUGAAUAACGCCCUGCGAAAAAGCUACUAGUACGACCGGACGACAACUAGUACCUCCUCAAGUUUUUCGCUAUGCCGCUCUUGAUUGUUUUUUCAAAAACCCCAUUCAUAUCAUUUAUUGCUAUCAAAUCGUGGCACGCAACGAUUUUCACGCAGGAGAAGACGACAAGAAUAUUUAGUGUAUUGACGCAAACUCUACUUUUACUAUACUUAUACGGCCGAAAAAAAAAUGCAUUCGUUAAAACGCGACUCUUAGAGCGGGGAGACGAAAUAUGCAGAGUUUUUAUUCUUGUGUUCCUGCUUCAUGGGACCCGUUCCUGGUGAUUUGUUUGGCAUAAAUUACUCAUGAAGAGUCAACAGCAUUUAGCUCAUAAGUACGUACAUCCUGCUUGUUCACUCUUAGAGUUCUGGAGCGCCAAUUUGCAGCCAAGCCAAGCCAUUUGGUC
Molecule: messenger RNA, 9517 nt
Organism: Amoebophrya sp. A120
Lineage: Eukaryota; Dinophyceae; Syndiniales; Amoebophryaceae
Source: the annotation of a GenBank genome assembly